Messenger RNA from Trichobilharzia regenti, 2439 nucleotides. Lineage: Eukaryota; Metazoa; Platyhelminthes; Trematoda; Strigeidida; Schistosomatidae. The record is from the annotation of a GenBank genome assembly.
CAUUUCUAUUGAGCGCAGUUGAAAGUGCGUUGUAGGUCACUUGAUUCCCAAGGCGCCUAGGACAAUUGGCUGACUUCUGACUGCGUUAUGCAGAAUGCAUACCUUAAGUUCGGUCAUUUCAUAAUAAAAUCGGCUGUGAAUCAUAUUGGCUACCCUUUAUUUUCCGCUAAUAGGCGGUAUAUUCUUUCCCUUGCCCUACCUCUUAAAUCAUGUAAUACAUGCAUUUCGAUAACAAAAUGCUACGUAAAUUCCGCCUCCAAGAGCACCGUCGAUUCUCCCAUUGAUAAAGUGAACACUAAGGUGGUUCCGAAAAUAAAAACAAAUUUAUUCUACGAUGAUUCUGUGAAGUCUGUAAAAUAUAUAACUCCAUUAAGAGCAUUGAGGGAAUAUAUGCUGACAAAACAAGAUUUAGACCAAUUACCGCGGUAUUAUAGCCGAAGCCCUUAUGGAAACGAAACCAAAACGCUCGUUUUCUUACGUUCGGAUGUGGAACAGAUGGCGUAUUCAAAGCAUGGUGGUCAUGAUGUCUUUGAGCUUCGACGGAAAUUGAUGAAAGAUAUGGAAAGAAGGACGAAGUCAGAUAUCUUUAAUAUGAAGAAGGCUUUAAAGUACUUACGAAGCGCAGUUGAAGCCAAAGCAACUGGAACGCAUCAGGUCUUCGUGGAUAAACGACAGAGGAUGUUUAGAUCAGGUCCUGGUCGUGUCGUUCUGUUUGCCAUAGCCGUAAACAGCCUGAAUGUUGCAGCCAAAGGUUUCGGUUGGUGGUGUACUGGUUCGAAGAGCAUGUUUUCCGAGAUGAUGCAUUCACUUGCAGAUACACUAAAUCAGGUUCUGGUCGCUUACGGUCUAUACUCAUCGUUACAAAAGCCAGAUGAAACUCAUCCAUAUGGUUAUAUCCCUAUGCGUAAUGUGUCAUCCCUGAUUAGCGGUGUAGCUAUUUUUUUCCUUGGUGCCGGUCUUACUUUUUAUCAUAGCGUACAAGGUAUUCUACAACCACAUGAGUUUGAAUCUGUCAAUUUGGGCCUAAUGGUUAUGCUCGGGUCGCUUCUAUCUGAAGGAAGUACAUUGGCAUUUGCGUAUCGUGAGGCUGCAAAAAGUGCAAAACGUCUGAACUUUGAUUCUGUUAGACAUUGGCUGUUUUCAGGAGUUGAUCCAAGCACCAGUAUGGUUUUGCUAGAAGAUUUGGCCGCAGUUAUUGGUGUCCUGGUGGCAGGUUCUGCUAUGGCUGCAACUGCUUAUACUGGGCACGUGUUGCCCGAUGCAAUUGGAGGGAUAUGUGUUAGUGGGAUUCUUGCUGCAGUUGCUGGUCUAAUUAUACAUACGAAUACCGAAAUGUUAAUUGGAAGAGCUAUUCCUGUUGAAAAUCAAGAAGCUAUUAUGCGUGUAAUCGAUAACGUGAAAAUUAUCCGUGGGACGUAUGACAUUAAAGCUACAAUGAUUGGCGGUGAAGAAAUACGAUUCAAAGCGGAAGUAGAUAUUGAUGGUCGUGAACUAACUAAACGUUAUCUAGAGACUUUAUCAUUGGAUGAUCUGCUUCAUGAGGUGCAAAAUGUGAAAACUGAGCAACAAUUGGCUCAUUUCAUGCUGAAGCACGGUGAUAAUUUGGUGAAUACACUUGGAGCAGAAAUUAAUCAAAUUGAAGAAAAAAUUAAGCCGUCGUUGCCAACUGCAUGGCAUUGCAAGUGGCUUCCUUUUUUAUCGUAUAAAGCAACUUUCCGCUUGAAGAUUUGUAUAGAUUGCAAGCAUUUCCAUGUACAUUCUCCUAUCUCUGGCAGUCACGUAAUUUAUUUUUGGCUACUCCGGUAGUCUACACUUAUAUAGCAUGAAUGUCUGUAGCAUAAAAUGAACAGUGUAACAUUUGCUUGUGUAGUCACAGUUAUUCUCUUUAUUCAUUUAUUUGUUUGUUUCUUCUUUGCAGAAAGAGUUUCCAAACGUCACUCAUAUCGAUAUUGAGAUUAACUGAAAGCGACUUCUUUUGAGAUUUCAUCCCGCUUUUGUCAUUAUAUAUUCUCCCAUUCUGUAUAUUUUGUAGCUUUUCUGUGAUUUUCAGUGAAUCUUGUACUUUGUUGAUGUGCAAAUGACAAUGUAAAUAUACAUAAACAUGAACUGUUCACUAUAAAUCUACAGAACUUCAUAUAUUACCAUGCUAAAUAAAUUAUUUUAAAAUCAAGAAAUUUUUGUGUAUUUGAGCAGUACAAUCAGUUACAAUACAAAUAAAUCAUGCUUGGAGGUGUGGAAAAAAUGGACUGAACUGUGACAUAUUAUGUGAGGACUGAAGUAUAUUAAAACAUUCCAACCAAAAUUUCAUGAUAAUCACACGGACUACUUGUGAAUUUAAUCUGAAAUAUACCCCUGCUUUCUGAAAGUUUGCAUGUUCUUGGCCCAUUCGUAAUGUAUUCAAAGGGAUUUGAAGAAGAGCUUUUACACAUUUCUGUCAGU